AUGGUCGAUUUUGUGUCUUCGGAUUCCGGCCAGAACAGAUGCGCAAUUACACAUCCUCUGGCGCGCGGCGUGCAAGGGCUCUUCGUCAGUGGGUUCGAGCUGACGAUAGCUGUUUUCAUACUUUGCAGCUUCGGAACCACAUUUUGCUGGUGGCAGAUAGGAGCAGAUGUGGCAAUACUAGAGAAUUUGACUACGAUAAAUUGCAUGGCCGAGAUUCUCGUCGAAGGCGGCGAUGCCGUCACAGGUUUAUAUCAUAGAACUCCUCUGGAUUUCAUCAGCCGUGAAAGAUGGCACUGGUCUUUGUACUGGACCUAUUGGAUCAACAUAUUGCGUAAGGUGCAUAUAAAUUUUGCCUCGAGGAACCUGGUUUACGACAGCUUCAAAAACAUCGUGUGGCUGGAUAUCAAAGCGAGAGGGGCACUGCUAGCUUUCAUUCCUACUUCGCUGCUAUACUCGGGCAUCUUCUUCGCUGGCUGA
Messenger RNA from Drepanopeziza brunnea f. sp. 'multigermtubi' MB_m1, 477 nucleotides. The record is from RefSeq and is a predicted model, not a curated record. Lineage: Eukaryota; Fungi; Ascomycota; Leotiomycetes; Helotiales; Drepanopezizaceae.